GAUCUGCUACAGUCCGCGCGAUCAAUUUUGGCGCGUAACCACGAUGGAACCAAGGCAAGGUUUCGCGGUCGUCGUCGACACUUGUCGUUUGCUUAUUGCACUUUACUAACACAUUUACUGGAGGAAUGCUCUCGGAACCUCAACUUCAACUUACUGCUUUGCGACGUGGUCGUGAUGCAGAGCAAAGAAACAGAUUAUCCCUCAGCAUAUUUUAUAAAGGAGAUGAUGAUUCGCUAGAGAAGAACAAUAUAGUAAAGGCACUCUCUGAUGUUUCCUUGGCGGAUUAUCCGAUCAACAAUAAGGGGAGGUACAUGAUGCCUAGAACGCUUAGCGAGGGAAAUUUUGGGAAAAGCUUCCGUAAGAGGAUCAAGAAGGCAGUGAAACAGGAGCACAGAAAGAGAAGACCUCAUUCGCAAGACAGCGAAGUAGAAGUUCCUAGAGGAGCACCUAUUGCGACACGCGAUAAAAACAAAAAGAACUUUUCACAACUAAUAUCUUCACUAUACAACGACUCGAAAAACACUAUGUUCUUGAACGAAACUCAGCGGCAGUUCAAGGAAACAAGAAUGAGGCUUUUCGCUGCUCGUACGGCGAUUGACGUUCAGCCAAAGCUAAUCCUGUGUACAAAAGAAAGACUGGCCAAAGAAAUGCAAGCUAAAAGAAGCGCAGAUCAAUCUCCGGGUGUCUUUUCGCUGCAUGCGGCUCAGAUACUGGAUACCAACGAGGAUAUCGGCAAUGCUUCUGAUUCGCCGACAGUACCAGUCUCGGAUGCAAGAAUGCGACAGCUUGUUGCGGAAUGUAGGGGAAAUCCCGAGCUAGUACAGAACCUGCUGUAUCAACCUCAGUAUGAUGAUAAAUGGAAAAAUUGCUACACUGACAUGUUUCUUGUCGAUGAUGGGAAGAAACUUGCCAAGCCAUAUAAUCGCCAAGGUUGGGUGGUUCCCCUGAAAAACAUCUGCGAAAAGGUGGGCAUCUCUUCGAACUUCUUCACUGACAACCGCAUCACAUUACAAGAGGCUCGGCUUCAAGUGCUGCGUUCCCGAUUAGAGAUGACGAGCGAGGCUAGCUCUUGGUUAACAGAUCACGAUCCGCUGGUGUCAAGGAAUACCGAAUUGACGACGUAUCUUGCAACCGAGUUGGAUCCGCGUGCACUACAAACGCGUCUUGCACUCUACAACCAACAAACGCAUGCUGAUCGCGAUAGGAUACGAGUGGCUGGGAAAUAUUAUAACAACAUACAACUAGGGAAGCGUAUGUUUGGUCCAAGCAAGAAACAGAAGUUUGUGUGCAGUAUAACUGGAGGAAUGGAGAGGAGGUUUGAGAUACUAGAUAAUCAAGUGAACCAUCUUCCUUUUACUCAUGCUGCGUUCGACGAAAACCUAGAGAAAUGUCGGAACCCCAGAGUGAAGUGCUGUGACUCUUCAAGAGUGGUUCUUCACUAUCCUCCUAACACGAACGAAACUUUCAUUCAUGCUAAUUACAUCAGCAAUGGACCCUUGUUCAACAAAUUCAUCGUAACACAAGCUCCAAUGGAUAAUACUGUAGGUGAUUUUUGGCGAAUGGUUUGGCAAGAGAAAGCUCCAUACAUCUUCAUGCUAAUUGGUAGGAAGGAUAAGAGCCGCUGUGCGGAAUACUGGCCACGUCGACAGGAGUCUGAUGCACUACACUUUUCUGGUUUGCAUGUUUAUAAUGUUGGAAUAUCUUCGACCCGCGACCCGAUUUUCCGCGUCACGCACAUCCGCAUUGUGAACGACUUCGGUGAGGAGCAUCGCGUUGAACACUGGCAGGCAGACAUGAAUAACUCAAGCAAUCUCAACUCUCCACUCACGAUACUUCGGUUGGCCAGAAAUUGUGUCCGUCCGGUUGUUGUGCACGAUUGCCUCGGGAUCUCGCGCGCUGCAUGCGUUGUGGCUACCGAAAUAGCGAUUUGCAACAUCAUCAAAGGCCCUACUUACAAGCACCCCAUUCAAAAAGCUGUUCAUUUUCUACGCCGGCAACGACCAUUUUCUGUGGAGACCCCCAUGCAGUACAUCUUCAUUCAUCGCUGCGUGCAGCACUUUUUCGCUGGGAUAUCUGGCCCAAUACGCGGUUUGGCUGAAGAUUACCAAAAAUGGCUGACAGACAGAGCUGGUAGAAUGUUUGUUGACAACCUAGACGCGCCGGUACCUGGUUAUCGUCUUCUGUCACCUCGAGUAGACCCUGAUCUGCUAAGAUUAGUGAGACGACCGCAACGUCCGAAUAACAGAAGAGAAGCACCCGACUGCGUUGGCGAACUUCCCAUACCGCUAAAUCCAAAUAACGUGCUCUCCCAAGCUGUUAGGACGCUGGAUGUUUGAACAACAACCAGUUCAUGUAAAUAUUAGUCAAUAAUGCUGUAAAUACUAUUUCAAGGCCAUAAAGAUUUUGCAUGUAGU
Messenger RNA from Cylicocyclus nassatus, 2414 nucleotides. The record is from the annotation of a GenBank genome assembly. NCBI's taxonomy places the organism in Eukaryota, Metazoa, Nematoda, Chromadorea, Rhabditida, Strongylidae.